AGAUAGUGCUGACCCUGUUCCUUUGUUUACAUGAAUGGGGAUUAAUGACAGGAAAACGAAUGGGGCCCAGGGGCGAACUGACCAUUUGCAAACUCGGGCACUGCCCAAGGGCCCGGGGUCAGUAGGGGGCCCCAUGAGAUGCCCCUGGUACCUUUUGUCAUAGGCUUUUUUGAGUUUGGGCAAGGAUACAGGGGCCCCAUGAUCCCCUAUUACCCGGGGCCCCGGGGUCAGUAGGGGGCCCCAUGAGAUGCCCCUGGUACCUUUUUCAUAGGCUUUUUUGAGUUUGGGCAAGGACAUGGGGGCCCCAU
This is a messenger RNA of Staurois parvus, 308 nucleotides long. The record is from the annotation of a GenBank genome assembly. Lineage: Eukaryota; Metazoa; Chordata; Amphibia; Anura; Ranidae.